GUUGUCCAACUCUGGACGAAUCCAGCCUCUGCCUCUGCCGCUGUUGUUUUAUCUUGCUCUCCUUACUUUUUCAUUCUUUUCUUCUUCUGCUAAUACUUUCUUAUCAUGUCUGACUCUGAAGGCGACUUCUCCGACGAGCUCCUCGAGCUCGCUGGUGCCACGGAGAAGAAGCGCAGAAAACGCCAGUCCUCGAACCAUUCCAACAAGAAGGCAAAGUCCAAUGUUUCAAUGGGAUCCGACGAGUCCGAUCGGGAUGUGGACAGCGAGGACGACUUGAACCCUUUCCCGCUGGAGGGCAAGUAUGUUGAUGAAGCGGACCGGGAGAGGCUGCUCGAGAUGACUGAGAUCGAGCGUGAAGAGAUCCUCGCCUCGCGGAUGGAACAGUUGCAGCGCAAGCAGGACAGCAAAAACCUCGAUGCCUUGCUCAAGGCACAAAAGGCGGGAGCAGAUGGAAGUGAUAGUAUAGUAAAGGCGGCCAAACGUCAGCACGCGGCCCGUGGCGCGACUAAGGAGAAGUCAAGUAAGCUGGAUGAGCUAAAGGCGAAGCGGAGAGCCAAGGAGCAGAAGAAAAGAACACGGACAAACUCUCCCAAGGGCGACAGAGACUCGUCACCCAUGGACAUGGAGACGUCAUCGGGCGAGGAAGAGGACGGCCAAAUAUCCAAAUUCGAAGAGGAUGACGAUAUGUUGCGCAAGUUCUCGAGAAAGUCAAAGGACGACAACAACGACGAGCCUAUUACCCGCUAUGACCUCAUGGCUAUCCGCGUUUCUCGAGAUAUGCUUGCAAGACACUGCUUAGCUCCUUGGUUUGAGGACUAUGUUAAAGGCGCAUGGGUGCGAUAUCUCAUCGGGAACGAGAAGGACGGUCAGCCAGUGUACCGGAUAUGCGAGAUCUCAGGAUUGGCCAUGAACUUGACGAAGCCGUACAAGAUCAACGACACGCUCAUCGACCGCGCGAUCGAGCUCAAGCAUGGCAAGUCGGUGCGCGCGUUCAACAUGGACAAGGUCUCGAACUCGGAUUUCCCAGAGAAGGAGUGGGACCGGCUCAAGUACGCGUGUUUAACGGACCACGUCGCGAUGCCGACGCGGAGGGCGAUCGAGAAGAAGAAGGAGCAGAUGGCGAGGCUGGUGUCGCAGCGCAUGACAGACAGCGACAUCACGGCGAUGCUCGCGCGGAAGAAUCAGCUCUCGUCGGGUGUGCAGUCCGCCGCGGCCAUCACCAUGGAGCGCUCGCGGCUCAACCAGGCGCGCACACUUGCCCUACGCCGGCAGGACGCCGUCGAGGUCGCCGAGAUCGACGUGAAGCUAGCCGCGCUGCCCGAGGUCGCUGCGACGCGCGUCGCGGAGGAAGACGACCUCGCCGCCCGCCUGUUGAAAGUCAACGAGCGGAAUCGCAAGGCUAACAUGGAGGCAGUGCGCAAGGCCGAGUUGCUAGAGGCGGAGAGAAAGCGCAAGGAGCGCAAGCUAGCGAACGCGAACGGGUCGGGCGUGAGCACGCCUGUGGACCCGAGUGCGAGGCUGCGCACGAUACCAAAGAUGUUCAGCGAUCAGUCAAGGGAUACUUCCGUCGACCUUCCCUAUAUUUUGCUUGUCGACAGGUCUGGCACGCCGAACGCAAACGGAACCCCCCAAGUGAAAGCGGAGAAGGACGCGCUCCGGCCCGUGUCACCGCUUCCCCCGUCCGCUCUUUCAGGUACCCCGGCAGCAUCUGACAAACCGAAGAGCUUCCAGGCGUCCGUCAUCGACUCCGUGGAGGUGGAUCUUGGGGAUUUCUAGCUUCAAAUUCUCUGUUCUUUUUCUUCUUCUUCAUAAUCACUCGGCUCGACGGAAAUGGGGCAACAACAACGGUAUGAAGAGGGACUUAGCAAGCCACCACUCUCGCUCAUCAGCACACGUUUUAUGCUUAAUAUCUCCCAUGUAUUGUACUUUUUUUGUUAAGUAUCUGAAUAAAAUAAUUCACUGCG
Coniophora puteana RWD-64-598 SS2 is the source of this 1964-nucleotide messenger RNA. RefSeq names its product plus-3-domain-containing protein. Gene Ontology annotation, cellular component: Cdc73/Paf1 complex. The transcript has 9 exons. Bases 106 to 1776 code for a protein of 556 amino acids. Gene Ontology annotation, molecular function: DNA binding; RNA polymerase II C-terminal domain phosphoserine binding. The record is from RefSeq and is a predicted model, not a curated record. Lineage: Eukaryota; Fungi; Basidiomycota; Agaricomycetes; Boletales; Coniophoraceae.